UGACAGAUCAGCUGGUGCUUCUGUCGGAUGAAGUCCAGGUGUGGAAGCCGCAUGUCCAGAUGAUGUCACUGGCAGAAGUCGAUAUCGUCCAGCUGCACCCGACCCUGCUGACCCCUGCAGGCCACGUCAUCGUUCGGCAUGAGGUCGAUGCCAAGGUGCACUGUCUCAUGGAUCUACAUGCGUAUCCGAUGGACACUCAGACCUGCAGGUUAUUCAUACAUUUAGGUGGCAACUUACGGUUUCGAUGGGGUGUGCCUCCUGCACUUGAUCGCGGAUUUGCCAAGUCGGCAGUCAUCUUACGCCUGCCUGGAGUACACUCACAGCUAAGGCUGGAGGUGUUGGAGAUGCUCGCCUAUACGAACUCCUACCUUGAAAAAGCGACAGACAUACAUACCUUCACUACCGGUGAGAUGCGGUUUACCCUGGUUCGGCGCCUGAGGUACCACCUGCUGCAGACCUACAUGCCGUGUUUUUUUAUCGUCUUCAUGGGGUGGAUCAACUUCUGGUUGGACAUGGACUCUCCUCCCGCCAGAGUGUCUCUGGGGGUGACCACGGUGCUGACGAUCAUCACACAGAGCGCCCAAACCUCCCGCAUACCAGAAGUGUCUUACAUCCGAGCCGUGGACAUCUGGGUCUCCGUGUGUCAGCUCUUCGUCUUCUCUGCUCUGGUUGAAUAUGCUGUGAUCAGUUACAUUAAAAGGUGGAAACACCUAAAGAAGGUCCUAAAGCCAACGUCGCCAUCCUCUACAAAUGAAUCAAAUUCUACUGAUUCCAGACAGCAACCAAAUACUACUGACUCCAGGCUGCAACCUAACAGUACUACUGACUCAGGGCAGCAACCUACUGCCAAGAGACAACGCUCGGGUCGAUACUAUGCUGAAGCGAUCGAACGGGUUGCAAGGAUCGCCUAUCCAAUAGCGUUUCUUGUCUUUAUGGUAAUCUAUGUCAGUGUCUACUACAAUUUCAGAAUUUAAAGAGAUACUGUUACCGUGAGAAUGCAAACAGGCUUAUCAUGCUGUUACAUCUUAUUUGGAUCUCCACAGAACUGGCAUUGUGAUUUUUUGAU
Molecule: messenger RNA, 1066 nt
Organism: Branchiostoma belcheri (Belcher's lancelet)
Lineage: Eukaryota; Metazoa; Chordata; Leptocardii; Amphioxiformes; Branchiostomatidae
Product: glycine receptor subunit alpha-1-like
Exons: 6
Coding region: 60-974 (304 amino acids)
Biological process (GO): signal transduction; chloride transmembrane transport; chemical synaptic transmission
Cellular component (GO): membrane; neuron projection; synapse
Molecular function (GO): extracellular ligand-gated monoatomic ion channel activity; chloride channel activity; neurotransmitter receptor activity
Source: RefSeq, a predicted model, not a curated record